GACCCAAUCGUGUGGGUGGGACUCGACCUGUCGUCUGUCGGCCUCGUGGGUUCGAUCCCAGCGUCAUGGAGCCGCUUUUGCACGCUCACCACGCUCGCCCUCAAGGACAACUAUCUCGUUGGUACCCUGCCCGCCUUCGGAUCGGAGAUGGCCUUUCCUCGACUGCAAUACCUGAGCCUGCAACAAAACCUGUUCCAUGGCCCCUUGCCCGACUACUACGGCAACCUUGGCGCGUUGCAAGGGCUCUUUCUCGGCCCCAACAACCUCUCAUCAUCCGUGCCCGCCUCGCUCGGCUGUCUCCCCAACCUGGAAUUCCUCCAGCUCUCAAACAAUCUCUUCUCCGGUUGCCUGCCGGAGAUCUUCUCCAACUCGCCGCUGCUGGUCUUGCUUGUGCUGUCGUACAAUCAACUUAAUGGAACGAUCCCGCAGGCACUAGUGAGGCAUCCCUCACUGCAAGUGCUCCUACUCGAUGCCAACAACUUCGAGGGCGAGAUUCCAAAGUUCCCCCAGUUCACCUCGCCGCUCACCGUGCUCGAUGUGAGUGGCAACGUCAAACUAAGCGGCACGAUCGGCGACGACCUGAUCGCCUCUGCUCCCUCACUGGCCUACAUUUCCGUCAAAGGCAACCUGCGAAUGCGACUCAACCCGAACACCACACUGCACUGGUUCGGGUUCGACCAGAGCGCCCUGGACGUCAGCGAUCGGCGCGUCUACUAUUGCCCGUCGGCCGCCUCCUACUCGCCGUACUACUUUCGGAUCAGCACAUCGCCCGAGUUCUACGGCUAUCAGUAUUGCAGGUGCGCCGACGGCUACUACGGCGCUCCGCCGCAUGAUUGCGGCCUCUGCCCGGUCAACUGCGCGUGCACGAUGGGCAAAACCCUCUCGUGGAAACGUGGCUUCUAUCCCAUCCUUAACAACCACUCCCAAGUGACUGGAGCGAUGCCCUGUACCGACUACGGGAGCAAUGGGCAGGACAGCGCGUGCAACCCAAAGGGCUCCUGCUCGGCCAAAUACGGCCAAGGAGUCGAUUCCUCCUGCGUCAUGUGUUCGCCCGGCACCGAAGGCCGGCUGUGCUCGCACUGCAUGUGCGCCUCGCCCUCCGAUUGCUUCUUUCGCAGCGGGAGCCGAUGCAUCCAGUGCUCCGAGGCGGCGAUCGUGGGCUUCACCCUGGGCGUGUGCGUGUUCGUCUUGGGCGCAGUGGUGCUGCUCGUGGCCAUGCACGUGUGGCGCGACCGCACGCUGCUGGCCCGGCUCCGCAAGGCCGCGCGGGAGGUGGGCGACAGCGGCGCGCUCAAGAUCUUCCUCGUCUUCGCCCAGACCACGGCCAUGCUCAACGCCACCUGGCCCGAGUGGGUGCUGAGCCGCGGUAUGCGCUACCUCGACCUCUUCAACGCCAGCACCGACGGCACCGGCAUCGAGUGCCUGCUCAACUGGAUGAGCGACCCCGUGUGGAACCUGGCCACCUUCUUCCUCGUCAUACCCCUCGCCACUGCCCUGAUCGUCCUCAUCGUGCUCGCUCGUAUGGCCUACCUCUGGCGCCGCGGCCGGCUCGGCCUAGGCACGCCGCCGCCGCCAGCGGAUGUCGACAACAACGUCUACCCCGUCGACAAGGGUGGUAGACAAGACGACAAUGACGACAGCGUAGGCCGGAGCUACGUGGUGGAGCUCACUCCUAGACUAAGGGAAGAGGAGGUGCUGCUGGCAAGCCGCCGCAGCAGGGACAAGCCGGCGGGGCGGCCGUGGUACGGCGGGAUCUACGCGUGGCUGUGGGUCGUCUGGUUCCUUCUGUUCGAGCUGACCAACCGCUCGCUGGCCGUGUUCGACUGCGUCGACGAGCCCCAUGCCAACUCCAACUCCAACUCCAACUCCAGAUUCAUGGCCUCCCUCCCCUGGCUCCGCUGCUCCUCUGACACCGACUGGGGCGCGCUGCAGAAGCUGAGCGUGGCGUCGAUCGUGAUCUGCGUGUUUGGGAUUCCGCUCCUGUUCACCGCCCUACUCUUCUUCCAGCGCCGCCGCCUGGACGAGCCCCGCACGCGCCACUGCCUGGGCGGCCUGUUCGCCUGCUACCGGCCGACCAUGCGCUGGUUCGAGCUGGCCCUCACCGCGCGGCGCCUGGCCCUCCCCGCCCUGCUGUCGCUCGUCGCGUCGACCAACCCCGUGCGGCCAGCCGCCAUCAUGCUUGUGCUGCUGGUCGCGCUCACCCUCCAGCACUGUCUGGUGCCCUUUGCCUCGGCCACCGACAACCUGCUCGAGGAGGCCGCCAUCGGGACGGUGGCGUUCACCUUCGCCACGCAGACCCUGUGGAAGGCCUUCAACCAGCUCAACUCGCUCAGCGCCCAUGACGAUCGGCCGCUGAUCGUCGAGUGGAACGACUUCGACAACAUUCUCACCGUGGCCGACGAUUACGCCUACUUGCUCGUGUCGCUGGUGCUGGUGCUCAAUCUCGUGAUGCUGGUGGUGCUGCUCUUCUUUGCCCUGCGACCGCUCAGGCUGCCCAUGGUCUCGGCCCUCCGCUUGCUGUCUCCUUUCGCUUCUUCUUCAUCAUCUUCUUCCCCUUCGCCAGCCGACGUCACUGCGGCGAAGGCGGAAGAGGCGUCGAUGGUGUGCGGGCCCAAUUAA
Molecule: messenger RNA, 2619 nt
Organism: Acanthamoeba castellanii str. Neff
Lineage: Eukaryota; Discosea; Longamoebia; Acanthamoebidae
Product: leucine rich repeat domain containing protein
Exons: 10
Molecular function (GO): protein binding
Source: RefSeq, a predicted model, not a curated record